UUUGAAAGUGAGUUGACAUGUUUGAAUUUCGGUAAAAAUUCACUAACGUGCAACGACUACGACGCUACGAUAGUAAUGCGAGAUAAUUUCUAUUCUCGUUAAAUUUUUCACGACACUAUAAUAGUGGCCGCUCCGUGUGGCUGUGAUUGCGAGCGUUCUUACUAUCAAAAUAUAUAGAUCGGCGAUCACCAUUGACAUCAUUUAUCACUCAUCAGACAUUCAGACGACAUUAUGGACAAUUUAUCCUAGACGAACGUUGAACCGAAAUAAUAUUUUAUUAAACUUGUCUAACGAUUAAUGGAUAAUACUACUGUAGUAAAUAUGAGUGACCUCAGCUUUAGUGAUGCAGUUACAAAACUAGAUACGCCAUUUGAUGUGUUUAAAUUCGAUUGUAAGGAUAUGAUAUCAAAUUCCGAGGCAUUUAAAUUACGUCAGGCAUUACUUACUAUGACAUUUAAAAAAAAAUCCUGUGAUCUUUAUUCGUUUUCUCAAUCAUCAGACUUCAUUCGUUCCACAAAUAUUAAGAAACCUAAGGAAGUCGAACAGUUUUUAAUAUUUCUGGAAAAAAUAAAACAAAAUAUAGCUGCUUACUUAGGAAAAACAUUUAAUAACAUGAUUAGUGUGUCUUGUUCUAAAUAUGAUCACGGAGAUUACUUACUUUGUCACGAUGAUCGUGUUGACGAUAGAUCUGUGGCAUUCAUAUACUAUUUAAAUUAUGAUUGGCUUCCGGAAUGGGGUGGCACAUUAGAUGUUUAUUCUGUUGAUGAUAACAAUUGUGCUACAGAAAUUGUAAAAAAUAUUAAUCCAGAAUUUAAUUCUUUGAUUUUUUUCCCUGUUGAAAGAUAUACCUAUCAUCAGGUGGCUGAAAAUACAUCUACCUUUUCUCGUAUUUCCAUUAAUGGCUGGUUCCAUUGUGAUGACCUGUCUUGGCAAAUGUAUCCCUAUCCAUUCAAAUGUUUAUCUCCAUUUUAUACACCACAUGCAGUUUCUGCUAAUAGGUGUAGGUCAGUUGCUGAAAUGUGCAUAGAACCAAUGUUUGAGGAACCUAUUUUUAGAGAAGCUAUUCGAGAUACAUUCAUUAAAGAUGGAUUUAUAAUGUGUGAGGGAUUUUUCAAAUCAAGUAUGGUAGACCAUUUAAGCAACGAGAUAUUUUCCAAUAACAUGCAUUGGAAAAUCAAAGGACCUUUAAACAAAAAGCAUUACAAAUAUGUAGAUCUUGAUGAAUUACCACUCACAAUGUUGUUUGUUGUUAAUAUGUUAAAGACUGAUCGCAUGUUUCAAUUUUUCCAAGAAUGCUCAGGUUUUGAAUUUCUUGGUGUAAAUAUUGAAGUGCAAAGAUGGCAUGGUGGACACUAUAUGGUAUCGGGCGGAAAUGAUGGUUUAGCUGGUUUUAACGUAUUAAGUGUAUACUUGUUCUUUAGCCAAUGUUUUGGUGAAAUGUCUGAUGCUAAUAAAGACGAUCUACACUAUGUAUUUGAAGAGAAAGAUACAUUAACACCAAAAUUUGCAUGCAAGCCUCAGCACAACACUAUUUUUAUGGUAAAUCGGGAUUCCAACAUGGAUUCAUAUGUUAAAUAUUGUAAAAUAGUUGACGGCCAUGCAUGGACUGUUGUUGUUGCAAAUUAUUUGAUUAAAAACGACCAUAGAUUAGAUUGUAAAUUACACAGAUUCGACGAUUGAUUUUAUUUAUAAUUUUGACAUUACUACGUUUACAAAACAUCAAUAAUUUUCCUAUUGUAAUGUGCUUAUUAUUAUUUUUUUUUGUGAUUAAAUCAUUAUAAAUGAAUAGUUUUAUAUUCGUUUUCUCAACUAAGUGUUCUUAAUUUAUUAGUUAUUAUUUAUAGAAAAAAUUAAUGUUAAAAUAUUACAAUUACAAUCUAAUUUUGAUAUUAUAAUAUAAUUAUCAUUUACCUAAAUAAUGGGUCUCUAAUAUUUGUCUUAAAUAAUAAAAAAUAUAACUUUAAGUAUUGCAUAUUAAACAAUAUUAUUAUAUACUAUGCAUAUUAGUAUAUAACAUAAUGUUAUUAUAUUUAAGACUAUUAAAAAUUUAUAUGUUUUUGUAUUAGAAAUGAAAUAUAGAUUUUCUAUGAAGUCAUGUUAAAACACUUUAGCCAUAUUAUAUCAAAUUUUGUAAUUUCAUAAAAACUAAGACCUGUAUAGUGUUUGAAAUCUUUGUAAAAAAAAAAUUAAUGUAAAUAAAAAUGUAAAAUAAAACUGACUGUUUAAUAAAUA
Messenger RNA from Aphis gossypii (cotton aphid), 2232 nucleotides. RefSeq names its product prolyl 3-hydroxylase OGFOD1 (gene sud1). Bases 298 to 1680 code for a protein of 460 amino acids. Gene Ontology annotation, cellular component: cytoplasm. The transcript is spliced from 8 exons. NCBI's taxonomy places the organism in Eukaryota, Metazoa, Arthropoda, Insecta, Hemiptera, Aphididae. The record is from RefSeq and is a predicted model, not a curated record. Gene Ontology annotation, biological process: peptidyl-proline hydroxylation; regulation of translational termination. Gene Ontology annotation, molecular function: L-ascorbic acid binding; peptidyl-proline dioxygenase activity; iron ion binding.